GCGGAAGGGGCGGUGGCAGCCGCCCCGCCCGAGGUGCCUCGCCGCCCGGCCCCCCGGAAACACCGCCUGCAACCGCCGGUGCCGGCAUGGCGGCUGCAGAGGACGAGGCCGUGAUUUUGGCCUGGAUGGACCAAGCCCUCGACGUGGCUAAAGAGGCGCUGGAGAACGGGGAGGUUCCCGUCGGGUGCCUCGUGGUGCAUCACGGCGAGGUCGUGGGGCGCGGCAGGAACGAGGUCAACGAGACCAAGAAUGCUACUCGACAUGCGGAAUUGGUGGCAAUUGAUCAGGUCCUGGACUGGUGCAAGCAAAAAGACAGAGAUUAUACAGAAGUGUUUGCAAACUCCAUAAUGUAUGUAACAGUAGAGCCUUGUAUCAUGUGUGCAGCUGCCCUGCGUUUGAUGAAAAUUCCACGGGUCAUAUAUGGUUGUCGAAAUGAGCGAUUUGGAGGCUGUGGCUCAGUUUUGAGCAUCUCGUCUGAUGAUAUGGUGGACUCAGGAGAACCAUUUGAAUGCGUUUCUGGCUAUCGUGCCAAAGAAGCAGUGGAAUUGUUAAAAGCUUUCUACAGGCAAGAAAAUCCCAAUGCACCAAAAUCCAAAGUACGGAAGAAGAACAAUCGUAAUUAGCCCUACACCGAUGGGAGACAGAAACUUCCCAAAAAUUAUAUGUGAAGGUUUCUUCAGUGUCCUUCUCUUUUAAAACAUACAGUUAAAUUAUGUAUAAUGUUCUGUACAGAGUUUUUACUAAUAGGAUAUUUACUACCUGUUCCUGCAAUUUUAUGAAUGUAAUUUCUUUUAUUGUGACCAAACAGAUGAAUAAGUGGCUGUUUCUAGACAGAGGAAAAUUUAUGGUUUAAGUUCACUUAUUUACAGCCAGAUGUAUUUUUUCAUAGCACUGGUUGGCUCCGUCAUUUCCACGUACUGUGCUUGGCCAUGCAGUAAUUUAUAAUCCAGAAGAGGGCCUUACAGUUCCACUAAUGAACUAAGAAUACAAGUUCAGUUGAAUCUUGAUUGUGUACCUCUUAGUAGAUACUUCUCUUAAGCAACAAACUGUUAGUAUUUUUUUUUUGGCUGAUUUCAGACAUUUGAGAAAUGCCCUGACUUUUUUUAAAUGUGAAAAAGAGUGGCUCAAAUUGUAUGACUAUAAAAACUGAAUACAAUGAAACCUUUUAAAUAUUUAAAUAAAUGCUUUCAGAAGUGUUUUAAGAAGAGCAUUAAAAGCAAUAUUUUGUUACCAUCACU
This is a messenger RNA of Melopsittacus undulatus (budgerigar), 1238 nucleotides long. RefSeq names its product adenosine deaminase tRNA specific 2 (gene ADAT2). Gene Ontology annotation, molecular function: zinc ion binding; tRNA-specific adenosine-34 deaminase activity. Gene Ontology annotation, cellular component: cytoplasm; nucleus. The coding region runs from base 87 to 623 and encodes 178 amino acids. The transcript is spliced from 6 exons. The record is from RefSeq and is a predicted model, not a curated record. Gene Ontology annotation, biological process: tRNA wobble adenosine to inosine editing. NCBI's taxonomy places the organism in Eukaryota, Metazoa, Chordata, Aves, Psittaciformes, Psittaculidae.